Messenger RNA from Brassica napus (rape), 519 nucleotides. RefSeq lists its product as uncharacterized. The coding region runs from base 1 to 519 and encodes 172 amino acids. NCBI's taxonomy places the organism in Eukaryota, Viridiplantae, Streptophyta, Magnoliopsida, Brassicales, Brassicaceae. The transcript has a single exon. The record is from RefSeq and is a predicted model, not a curated record.
AUGGCGAGAAGAUACUCUGCUUCUGAAAAGGCAAAGUGGACCGCCAAAUCAAACUCACCGGUCCGCCGAGCCCCAGUUCAGAUCCCACGAACCGAUAACUCCGAGCUUAUUGAGCAAAACAAGCUCACGCUCAUCGGUCGUGUCUCCAACCCGGCAGCCCAGAACACUCAUGCUCUUGUGGAUUUCUUCCUCCAACACUGGCAUGUCUCGGGUUCUAUUACAAGAAGGGAACUUGGUCCUCACCUCUUUCAGUUCAGUUUCGAAUCUGAAAGAGACCUCCAGAGCAUUUUAACCAAGGCCCCCUACCACUUUAAGCGAUGGAUGAUAAUGCUACAACGCUGGGAACCUUCUGUUUCAGAGAACUUCCCUUCCACUAUCUCGUUCUGGAUACGUGUCCAUGGCCUCCCGUUGCACUACUGGACUGAUGCUGCUCUUGACGCCAUAGGCUCUGAUCUUGGACACGUCGAACUGAAGGAAGCUACUAAGGCGAGAUUCCGCGUCCACAUCAACGGGCUCUGA